GAAUUUUCUGCCAAUCCAUCUGGACCCUGCUCUACCAAGCUCUCUUGCUCCCCCAUCUUGACACCCUGGCAGGCUCUCAGUCUCAUCGGAUGUCAGAACGCCCUUGUGGCGAAUGGGAGCAGUUGUCUGGCCUAGCUGCUGCAGCUGAGCCAACCCGAUCUUGCGUUGACGGGGUCUGGAGGGUGCGCCGAAUGGUGCAGGGGCUUGCCGUAGAUUACGGCUAAUUUCCCUGUGGUCCCGCGUCUCGAACCGAGGGGGUCGGGUCCUGUCAUCGAUGUGAGCGCGUGAAAGGCUGGGGCAGGAGCGAGGUGCUCUCCUCUCCAGUACCGGCUUCGCUUGCCACCUUGCAAGCGACAGAUUCGUGUUCAACUGAGUUUGAAGAGUUCAAGAACAAUCUGCAGGCGAAAGCAGUCUGCACUCUGGGCUAGGCAGACAGUUGGUUGAAGCAGCAGGGUUCAGGCAUUGCCGCUAGUCCAGUGCUCAGCAACAUUACCAGCAGAUGGUGGGUGUCCGUGCGCAAGUCCGAGCGCUGUCUGUGCUCUACUGGAAGGCCGCUGCCUCGUUCGAGGUGGCUGCUGGGGACGUGUUCGGGGUUUACUGUGCAUAGGGUGCGGCCAACUGGGGGAGUUGGCCGCUGACUUCAGGUGGAUCUGGUUAAGGUGUAACCGGGGGUUCAACGUCAGGGUUAACGGUAUACACAAGGGUUUUCGGAGUUAAACGGGUUUUUGAAGGGUCAGGAAAAGGUUGAGGGAGAAUCAAACCAGGCAAGAUGGGGUUGUUUUCGAGGUUCACGAAGAAGAAGGAGCAAAAUGGGGUCAACCAGGAGCAGGAGGUCAGCAGUGCGCAGAGCAGUCCCAGGCGCCCUUCCUUUGAGAGCAAGCUAUCUGCGCUCUCAAAGCAGAGCAGCCUUGCCCCCACCAAGGAUCCUGACACCAAGGAUCAGCUGUCUGCUGACUUAAGCAACGGGCUGCCCUCACCGAAGGUCGGGGGGGUGCCUGUUGUGCUGGACGAUGUCCUGGGGGGGCCUCGUUCCUCUGGCAAAAUCAUCCCCCUGGUGGACAAUGCGGUGGCGCCCAAGCUUGCUGUUGGUGCGGGGCUUCCAGAGGCGGGGAGCUCGUUUGGCACCGAGAAGGGGGUGCACUUUGGUGGCAUUGACCGCCCCUCGUUCCAGGACGGUCCUUCGUUCCAGGACUCUGCGUACAGUGAUCACAUGAGGGGGGUGGAUGUGCUUGAGGGCUCGGAAAGCGAUAGCAGUGGUGAGGAGGGGGGGAGCGAGAGGGAGGAAGAAGGAAAGGAGGAGGAAGAGAGGGAGGACAACGAAAGCGAGUUUGGGAGGGAUGAAGAGGAGCGGUUUGCAAACGAAGGGGGAAGGUUUAGGAAUGACGAGCCCGACUUCUACGGGACAAAGGAAGGGAGCGAGGGGGGGUAUCGGAGUGAGGGGGGGCGCACGCCGGAACGGGGAGGUGAUGUGGGUCUGCGUUACCACAGCGGACCGGAAGUGUCCGAAGGCGAGAUGAAGGGGAGCGGUCCGGGGUGCCAUAACGAAGUGACGAGCCCCGAGGAGGGACCCCCCAGCAGAGGGGGGGGGAGCGGCGAGACCCCCUGGACGCAGGGACCGCUGGAAGAGGGCGAGCUGCCAAAGAGUGAUAACGAGGCGCUGAUGCUCGUUGCGACGUGGGAGAAGGAGAAGCACAAGAAGAAGCCGUGGUGGAAGGUGUUUGGGCCGGGGGCGCACCAGAAGCACUCGGGGGGUGAUUCGACUGACAACCUUACCCCCCGCAGCGGGUCAGACUCGGAGACGAAGUCGGGCCGCGACCUGUCCCCCCUCUCAGACUCCGCGGCGCUGAAGCGGAAGGAAUCCAUUUUCAGGGGGAGGGGGAUGGCGGCAGAGAAGCAGAGCCAGGACAGCGAGCGGUCCCGCUCGCCCCUGUGGUUCUUCCGCCGGGAGGUCAUGCACAAACAGGGGGGUGGUUCUGGCUCUCCGACCACCUCCCCACCACCGCGCGGCGUGGCACUUGAGCUCAGCAGCCCCCGCGCGAGCAACGGCAGUGCACUGGUGCGCGAUGCGAGUCCGCUGCCGGUCGAGCCUGCCAAUCCCGUUGCGCCAGCUGUUCUCCCCACAGUGGAAACAAGCGUCGCCGGACUUCUCCGGCGCGAGCACCUCCGAGCCGUUCCUGAGCGCCGCGAGCUCUCGUGGGUUAAGGAGUGGGUUAGCAAGAUUGACCCCGCAGAAGCCCCGUCGGACGUUGAGCCGGAGACUGAAAGUGUGCCUGAGCCGUCUUCACCCCCGUCCUGGGAGGGCAACUUGCUCCUGGGUCCUGACCCCCCCGAGCUGAGCCUCAACCAAGCGCCGGGAAAGCCCCGGGAUGCCGAAGUCCCGGCAAAAGCGGCCCCAAAUGCUGACGUCGUUUUCGCGAACUCGGUCGCGAGCGAGGUGGACCUCAGGGCGGCGACGGCGCAUCUUGGCGGUAGGGGCCUCAAGAUGGUCCCGCCCUCGCUCAGCAUCUUUGGGGCGCUCAAGUCGCUGGACCUGUCCCGCAACUCGAUUGCCCAAAUCCCGUCUGGCGUGCUCCCCCGAGGCCUGCAUUACCUGGACCUCUCCUUCAACAAGCUGACGGCCGUCGAGGGCCUCCGGGAGCUGACCCGCCUGCGCGUGCUCAACCUGCACGCCAAUCGCAUCGUGCGCAUCGGCCACGGGCUUGCAACGUGUCAGUCGCUGAGGGAGCUGCACCUGGGUGGGAAUAAGAUCGGGGAGGUCGAGGGGCUGCACCGCCUGCUCAAGCUGCAAGUGCUGGACCUGAGCGAAAACAAGCUGAGCUCCACCAAGUCCCUUGGCCAGCUGGCAGCCAACUACAGCUCCCUUCACGCUCUCAAUCUCAUCGGCAACCCGGUCCUCGCGUCUGUCGGCUCCGACCAGCUCCGCCGCUUCAUGGUGGGACUCUGCCCCCAAAUCAUGUACCUCAACAAGCAAGCUCUCAAGACGCUGUCAGGCCGCGACGUGGCAAUGGAGCGCGCGGUGCUGGGCAAGAGCCACGCGGGGGCGCGGGGCGCCAAGCGCGAGAAGGGCCACGGGAAGUCGUCGCCCGUGCGCAGGGGUCGCGCGUCCACCGGGUCCGUGGCAGGGCCCUCCGGCAAGCGCACCUCGCUGGGCCGCUCCAAGAGCUCGUCCCGCCUGGCUGCCCCCGCUGUCGUCAGCCAUCAUCAUCACCAUCAUCACCACAGGUCGUCGUCGCAGCACAGGCACCACCACUCGCACUCGGGGGGCCACCACAAUGCACACAGCAUUCCCCGGGAGGUACGCCCCAUUGACACCACUGAGAAUGGUCGCCCUGGCCCUCCGGAAGGUCUGAGCCCCUCGAAGCCUCCACGGCCCCCUUCCAUGAUCGCUCCGCAAGUGGGGGCGCCCUCCCAAGCAGGUGGAUUUGAGUUCAACAUCCCGAGAGUGUAUAGUGAGAGCGCUAUCGAGCCCCCCCGUCAGCUGGUCAAGCAGCAGAGUGGAGAGUUUUGAGUGCUAGGUCGAUUAUGUCAGUUAGCGAACACUUUGCAUACCAUGUAGGUUUCGGUGGAGGUGUCGUAGUGCACAGGAACGUUGAUUGGUAAGAUAUGCCUUCCAAGCGGAGUUCAGAGGAGUGGGGACGAUCAAAGGAUUCUUGUCUUGAAUUGUUAGUCGUUGUUUGCACAACCACUGCUCCGUCUCGUGGCUAUCCAGUUGAGACGAGCGGUCAAGAAGAUGUCUCAUUCGUUCACCAUUUUGACCACUCUGAG
Messenger RNA from Klebsormidium nitens, 3765 nucleotides. NCBI's taxonomy places the organism in Eukaryota, Viridiplantae, Streptophyta, Klebsormidiophyceae, Klebsormidiales, Klebsormidiaceae. The record is from the annotation of a GenBank genome assembly.